AGGGCGGCGCGGCGCGUCGGCACGGGCGGUUCUGUGACGGGCGGUGGUUCAGUGACAGUGACGCCGGAGGUGACAGCAGUGGAAAAGGGCUGAUGAUGUGUGAGCGUCCCGUGCGCGUGUAGUGGAUCUGGUGUUUUGUGGGAGACUUCGUGAAACAGAACGAAGUGACACAGACACCCAGUAGCGGGAGAUUUCAGUGUGACAAAAAAAAGGAGACAGAGCUAGCAGCGAUGAGGUGGAGGACGAGGAAUCCUCUCGAGGACCGGUGUAGCCUCCGGCUGAGUCUGGUGGCGACAGGUCUUCUGCUUCAUCUCAUAUCCGGUGCAUCCGGAGAUUCUUCACAAUUGUCCGGCAGCGCUGCCAGCCCCUCCUCCGCGGCGGCCCUGGAUGUGUCGGAGGGUAGCGGGAAUGGACUUGUGAGGGCAGAGACUCGUCUCAGCUCCCCAACCGUCGCUGAGGAUGAGUCAGAUGCUCAGGAUAGCUUUGCAAUGGAGCUGCUCAGUGCCGUUGAGCUGCACCUAGGUGGUGAUGAGGGCAGCAAAGGACGGGGCUCAGUUGCAGAGGUAGCGCUGGACAACAGCGAAAAUAUCGAGGACGAACAGCUACUCGAAGUGGUGCCGGAAAACGACAGCGCAUCGUUGUCAACAUCUGUGGAGGGGGAACCAAUCAAAGCUCUGCCACCAGCUUCAUCAGAGACGAGCACCAGUCCAAAGUCCAGUACAACCAUCACCGCUACCAGCGACUCGCCUGACGUUACAGCUACACCGUCGCCUACCACUGGCUCUGACGUCAGUACUGAGGCGGUGCCAGUAACCUUGAGCCAGGAAGCGUCGAUGGAAUCUUCAUCAACAGUGGUAACAUCUGCACCAUCAACCACCGAGUCAGCGCCUUCAACUGACUUCACCGCGACCACCGAGACCGUGGGCGAGGCUCGAUCGUCCGAUUCGACACCCUUGUCUGAGGAGGCGUCCGAGGCUGCUGGGCCCACCCCUCCGUCCGACGGAACGGGAACCACGGCUUCCGACGAUUACAGCAGCACUCCCGAGGACGUCAGCUCCUGGAGAUCGGCUGGUAUCACCACAGGUAUCACUACUCCGUCUGACGAGACCGGUGACACGCUACCUCCGUGGACUCCCGAGCCCAGCUUCGAGACACCCACCGGACGUCCUCUUCGGAAGAGCUCCCGGCGAGGCGACCCGGACAUUCACACCGUACUCAACAACAUCCUCAGCAUCAUCGGCGGUAACGUGCGCGUGCGCGGCCAGCCGGCGCCUUCACUCCAGCCUCCUGCCAGCGGAAGCAACCGGAUCAACAACCGCGGACCACCGCAGUUCGUGGCCGGCACCGGGCCGGGUCCGCUGCCGCCGCCGCGGCCGCUGGUCGGAGGACUUCCACCCACUCAGGUGGCACCGCCGCCACGGAGGAAGACGACGUCAGAGAGGGUGCCAAAUACCGCCCCUGCAGGACUGGUCGCAGUGGCAGGGAGCCCAACCGUGUCGCCAACCCCGGUACUGACUUCGUCCGACGCUUUCCUGCGGACCAGUGGUGGAUCGGAUGUCAGUCAGACUCCAUUGAGCUCACCUUCUCCGACUCGGGAGGUUACAAAGGCUCCCAGUUCAGCUCUGCCGGAGCGGGAUACCACUUCGAUGGACAGCGAUACAACCAACACCUCACCAAUCCCGACUAGGAGUACAACUGAUAACGAGCCUAGCGCAACCGACAGGGAGACGACGACAACCGACGCUGACAUCCCUCUUCCGCCCACCAUUCCGACCAGUGUGACAUCAGCUGGUGCAACAACUGUUGAAUCUGUACCAAUCACAGCCACGGGCGAUGAGAAGGGAGCGAAAACAACUCCGUCAUCAGCCACGUACCCAGCCUUACCAUCACCAACUGAUCCUUCCAACAUUUCGGAAACCGAGUCAAGUGGAACUGCGAAGCCAAUUGGCGAACCGGCACGGUCCGAUCCAACCGACCAGCCUACGGAUACCCCAGCAACCACUGCAGUGGCGUCACUCUCGGCUCUGCUCGGUACUUCUUCCGAUCCUGACACUUCAUCUGCUGAGGAGACUUCUCCUAAACGCCCCUUCAUGCCUGUCAGACCAGCCUCCAUACCACCCCUCACGAGCCGACCCCGCAGACCACUCCGACCAGCGUCUUCUUCCCGUCCUGCUUCCCUGUUUGAGCGUCUGAGAGAAUCUAUGAAGCCAACAGCAGCGACGGCAUCCAGGCCGCCCCAGAGAAGACCAUGGCCUCCUCCAGCGGACGAAACGGAUCAGACUACAGGUGACAGCCGCGAUGAAGAAGAGACUACGGUUUCCUGGACUGGGACGUCGGAGAGUGCUGAUAUGCUGGCUGAGGACUCGAUGACAACGUUCAGCGUGGGAACGGAGAGUCCUCUGACGACCCAGAUGGAGGUCCAGACAACUGCGCCGUGGGAGAUCACCACUGAGACCACGCCUGGUACGACAGAGGAAGGCACCGCUGCGAGUGAAGGAAGCGACAACACCGUCACAGACCAGCCGACAGGAACUCCGUCCCCUGCCGACCCCGAUUCGACCACCACAGCCGCCACGGCCGACACAUCGCCUCCGCCGGCCCCGUCCUCCCUGGGCGUGGGCACUGCCGUGGCCGUGUCCGCCGAGGACCUGGUCCGACCGGCCUCCCCGCCCAGCCGGUGGCCCAACGGCCGGCCGGGCAUGACGUCCCGGCCCCGGCCGCCGGCGGCCACCCCGCCUCUGGCCGCCGCCGGCCGGCCCGGCCUGGUGCUGGACGCCGCCGCUCCGCACCGACCGGCCGGGGUGCGGCCCGACCAGCGGCGUCCCGAGCCGGUCAUACUCACGGCGCCGACUCCGGCCGUCGGAGACGUGAUCGACGUGACGGUAUCGGCAGUGCAUGGUCUCGGAACGGGUCCCCCGCCUCCACCACCGCCCUCCCGUCAGCCCACCAGAGCUCCGACCCAGGAGUCGACCCAGCCCUCCGCCUCCACGGGACAGCCUUACGUCAUACCAGUGGACAUCAACGAGCUGCGUCAGCCGGGCGGCAUCAUCACACGUCCGAACCCGUCCGACAGCUUCGUCUCCAUCGACGGCCGCCGGACCUACUUCAACCUGGAGCCGACUGAUGUCGACCGACGGGGCAGCUAUCAGACCGUGGGCGCCGGUGUUGGUUUCGCCGGACAGGCGGUGCCACAGCCUCCAGGAGCGGCCUCUCCGUCCUGGGGCGGUCGGCCGUCCAGCGGUGGCAGCUCUCCCAGCCCGGGCGAGCGGCGCUCCGACCGACCUGUGACCCGACCCGGGAGCAGACCCGGUCAGAAGACAGGGUCACCGUACCCCGGUCUGCGACGGAGGCCGUCCCCGCCACCAGUCAGGAUCGACACGUGCAUUGUGGGCGACGACAGCACAUGUAAGAAGGCGUUCAACGAGCGCUGCCUUACCGAGGACGGCGUCUCCUCGUGCGUGUGUCGGCCCGGCUACAGCCGACUGCGACCCCGCACCGUCUGCAAACGCGUGGUGUCGGUGGUGAUGUCGGUGAAGGUGGACGGCGUGGACGGACAGCGUCUCUCCUGGGACUCUGACUUCAGUGACCCGCAGACGGAGGCCUUCCAGCAGCUGGCCUGGGACGCCAAGAACGCGAUCAACUCCGCCAUGACGCAGACCACCAUGAAGGACAUCUACAUGGGCAACGCGGUGAACUCGUUCUACUCGCUCGGCGGCCGUCUGAUCCUGAACACGACGGUCAGUCUGCUGGACACGCCACAGACCCGACUGCGGCAGGUGAAGACCGAGCUGCAGCGACAGAUGCUCCGCGUCAUCAAGGCCAAGGAUAACAACAUUGGAGACUCGACGCUGUUCGUGGAGGGUCCGCUGAACCCCAUACCGGGCGUGCAGGAUCUCAACGAAUGCAGCGCGCCUGAGCUACAUGACUGCGACGAGAACGCUGUGUGCAGCAAUGUGUUCGGAACCUUCCUCUGCCGGUGUCGGCCCGGCUUUGACGACAGAUAUCGCAGCGACGUGGCGCGUGCGGGUCGGGCCUGUGCCUCCUGCUCUGACGACUACUGCGGAGGCCACGGCACGUGUCAGAUCAGCGACGGAGUCAAAACCUGCCUGUGCCGCGGCUCGUACUACGGCGCUCGCUGUGACAUUGACGGUGAAGUGCUGGGCGCCGCUCUGGGAGCCACGGCAGCAGCCGCGCUGGUUAUCAUAGCUACCUUCGUCGGACUCUGCCAGUGGAGCAAACGCUGGCACAAGGGUCGCGGCCGCAGCAAGCUGGAGCUGGGCACGAUGGGCGCUGCCAACACGUUCAAUUUCGUGAAGCCCGGACCCGGCGGACCGCAGCCGGCCUAUGCGCUCGGCAUGGACGAGCGAAUGCAGUGGGGCCGGCCCGGCGACAGCAUGGGCCACCAGAAUAUAUACGCGCCGGAGCCAAUGAUGGGAGCCGCGGCUCCGCGCUCCCACCUGGGCCCGUACGGCUCCCGGGAGCAGGCCUUGUACGGCUCCCAGGUGCCCCUGUACGGCCCCAAGCCCACCGGGCAGGACGGGCCGGCCAGCCUCAACAUCACAGCCGGCCGCACCUCGUACCCGGCCCACAUCCGUCGAGCGCGCACGCCCGGCGCGCUCAGUGAGCGGGCGGCGCCGUCUCGCGGCUCGCGCACCCCGGUACCGCUGCCAGACUACGACGACGACGAGCGAGAGGAGCGGCAGUCGACGGCGCGCGGCUACCCGCCCGUGCCGCGGCCGCGCUCCCGCGGCUCCGUGGCGAACCAAAGUCUGGUGUAUUACGACAUCCACGACUUUGAGCAGCGCGAGACGCUGCGAGGCCCGGGCCGGGGGCCACCUCCCAUGUCCACGUACAGCAGUAGAACCAGCAACUACUUCCGGUAGAGGAGUACUGCUUAGCGGGAGUGGCCUAGCCGACCAAAGAUACACCGCUCACGCAGCGUGGACUCAGUGCUGAACGGUCAGUGGGUGCAUUGUGCGGCGACACGAACAAUGUGUCUCAUCGAUAUUGUGAGACAGUGAGUCGGCAGUGUCUCAUCACUGAAGCAGUGAGCUGAAAGCGCCUCAUCAAUACCGUGCAGUGGCGUUGCUAUUGUCUCACCGAUAAAGUGAGCCAGUGAGCUAUUAUCCCUCACAGACACAGUUCAUGGUGCUGAUUAGGGACGAUGAACUAUUCGCGGGAAAGGUGUCACAUCCAGUACGUGAGGUCUUCCCAGUGACAUGCACAAAAAGUUCGCCGAACUGAUCUUUUAAGAUCGGUAAUGUAUAUGAAUGUGAAGAUAAGACUGAGAAGAUAAGACAUCAUGCUGUGUCGGCAUAGAUGAUUGUAGUAACUACAGUCUACAGUUGUCUGUGAUUAUGUCUGUACUGUUGAUGACUGCUGUUUUGUGAAGUAUUUUACUUGAUGUUUCAUAGUGUUUGUGCGUUCAUAAUAUUUUGCUAUCGUUAAAUGACGUGGAAAUACUUUUGUGAAAUAUGAUGUCAUGCAAUUGUAAUACAUAUUCAAUCAUAACGCA
Amphibalanus amphitrite is the source of this 5515-nucleotide messenger RNA. RefSeq names its product mucin-17-like. The transcript is spliced from 14 exons. The record is from RefSeq and is a predicted model, not a curated record. NCBI's taxonomy places the organism in Eukaryota, Metazoa, Arthropoda, Thecostraca, Balanomorpha, Balanidae. The coding region runs from base 231 to 4883 and encodes 1550 amino acids. Gene Ontology annotation, molecular function: calcium ion binding.